GGAAAAAUUUAUAAAAAGCCAUGAUGAAUUGGAAUACUCAUAAUGAAAACCUUGCUACAUAAUAGUAGCCCAGUAAUUUAACAAUUAGGAACAAAUGAGCAAGUCACACAAUAAAAAUCUUGAAAAUCAUUGUGUGGAUGAUUAUCAUAUACUCAUAAUAGCUUUGUUAAAUUGUAGUUGAAAUACAAGAGAAAUAAUGUUACAGUGACAAAAUGUCGAAAAUAAGCACAAUUAUAAGCUAGAGAGAAGCAGAAAGAAUAUACACGACAAACAGGAAGGCCUUAAUGAUUAAAAAUUGGCUUCACUUAGCUC
This is a messenger RNA of Paramecium tetraurelia, 312 nucleotides long. RefSeq lists its product as uncharacterized. The transcript is spliced from 2 exons. The annotation marks the transcript as partial. The record is from RefSeq and is a predicted model, not a curated record. NCBI's taxonomy places the organism in Eukaryota, Ciliophora, Oligohymenophorea, Peniculida, Parameciidae.